Symbiodinium natans is the source of this 2412-nucleotide messenger RNA. NCBI's taxonomy places the organism in Eukaryota, Dinophyceae, Suessiales, Symbiodiniaceae. The record is from the annotation of a GenBank genome assembly.
AUGUCGCUGGAAUUCAUCGGCCCGGGCGGCUGCCUCGACCGGUAUGGCAGAGAAUUCGAUGCCUUCUACCUCCACUCCUGUGGAGCAUCUUUGAUCAGCUGCAAGACGUGCUUCCAAGCUUUGCCACCCACGGCCGGGGUCGUCGGAGUUGAAUGGCACCAGGCUGCAUGGCCCCAGUCGAGGUGCCGGGUGCUGGCCGAAGAUGGAGCGGAUCCGCGCGAGGUGUACUCACCGCGCACGCACGCCAUCCGCCUUUCACUGCUCUUGCCCUUCCUGGCCACAGACUACACGUCACCGUGUGAGGCAGCAGUCUGGACGUGCAACACCUCCAGCACAGGCCAUCUGGCCCGCGGUGCCAUCAGCCAUGCUGGCACGAUGCCAGGCGAGGAAGAGUCCCUGGAGUGCUGGCGGCUUGUAUCGCCAGUGUUGCUGCCUUUUCCGUCCUUUGGCUACCACGUGCAGGAUGCCGUGCAGCUGAUGCCCGUGCUGCCCCGCCGGUCCUCGUGGAAUGACACGGCUCCGCUGAGAGGUCGGCUACAAGCCGCCAUGCUUUGCAACCUGAUUGCGGGGUGCUUGGGCUUCACCUGCCGCGCCCCGGACUGGUUUUCAUGCCACUUGCGCAUGGAUCGCAUGGGCCGGCUGGCGGGCGCGCGCAGCCACCAAGAGACCAACCUCGACCCAUUUCCAGGGCGAACUGCGCUUGAUGUUGCAAGGCCUAGCCGGAGGGGCCACAAGGCAUACUUGAAAUGGCUGCCCCCGUGGCGCUACGACCUUCCCCGUCCGGACUACCAGCAGCUCUACAUCUUCGUCUACCACAAAGCCAUGUCUACCCUCUUCCGCAGCCUCUUCGCCGAGGUGCUGGCCUUCCUGGGCCUCUCGGUGUCGCAGUUCCUCUGGCCCUCCGUGCCGCGCCGCUGCGGCGAGGCCGAUGCCCAAGGCCUCUACGUGCAACCAGUGGACUUGGAGGUCUUGGAGCAGCGGUGCCCUAGGUACCGUGCCGUGCACAUUCUUCGGUCGCCUCUGGAGAUGCUGGUGUCGGGGUACGCCUACCACUCUCAGAAAGGCGACGCGCCGCCGGGCUCCGGGCCAAAGGUUCUCCAGAACCUCUCGCUGACGGAGGGGCUGAAGCUGGAGGCGAGGCUGCACCUGCGCCGCCAGCACGGCUUUCACCGGGGCAACACCCUUUCGGACAUGCGGGCCGUGUACCGCAGGGUCAAGGAGGAUCCCCGGGUCCUCACUCUCCGGGUUGAAGACAUCCUCUGCAACUUCGACCAGAGUGUGAAGAAGAUGCUGCUGCACCUCCUUCCCUCCCUGCGGAACUUGGGCUCCUUGGGCAAGGAGGGGCUCUGGGGCCAGGUCCGAGCGCUCGCCGCGCGCUUCGACGAGCGCCGCUGCGGCCGCUGCAUCUCCACGCCCAGCGCGGAGGCGUCGGAAGGCCACCGGCGCCUCAAGCAGCUUGCUCGCUCGCAGCUGGCCUCACUUUGGCAGAGCCCCGAGGUGAGGCAGAUCGUACGGUUGCAGCGCGAGCUGGGCUAUGAAGCUGACCCCCAGCCAAAGCCAAGGCAGCGAGAGCAGUGCCAGCGCUGCCGUGCGAAAGAAGCCCGCCGGCACGUGCUUGAGAGCUGGACCCACUGGAGCGGAACGAAGUCUGGAGAACCCCGAGCCAUGCUGCUGCAAAGGACGGCGUCCUGCGUGCGCCGCUACGGCCACGUGGUUUUCCUUGAUUGGGGCUUAGGCGACUUCGACUUGCCGAAGUCCAUGCAGCCCCUCCGAGACUUCCUGGCGUCUCUCGGAGGUCCACGAGACCAUCCCGGACAUCUCGCGGGCGCGUGCGUCUCAGCAGAGCUGCGCUGCGGCGUCCUGGAGGGAAUCUGGGGCUUCCUCCUCCGAAGCUGGGAGCUGCACUCGCCCUCUCCGUCCCCGCUGCCGCCCGUGCCGCCACCUCCCGGAGCGCGACUUCGCGGCCGGAUCUGUGGUCCCGAGGACUUGGCUCGCAUCCUCGACGAUUUGCCUGCUGAGAUGGCUUUGCAAGACAUCUUGCUCGCUGUCGUCCAGAGGCUGGAAGCGGAGGACCUUGGCAUGGCUUUGCGGCCGGAGCCCCGCUGCCCGGGUAACAUCAGCGACCUCUGGGCAGGGGAACAAAAGCGUCUUCUGGUCCUCUGGUCCUGCGGUCUGCUGGUCCUCCGGCUUCUGGCCCUCUUGUCCUCUGGCAUGGCGGAGGAAGCGAAGCGCAAGGAGCAAAAGCGGCUGGCAGAGGAGGCGAGGUUGGCAGAGGAGGCGAAGUUGGCGGAGGAAGCGAAGCUCAAGGAGCAAGAGCGUUUGGCAGAGGAGAGGUUGGCGGAGGAAGCGAAGAAGUGCAAGGAGCAAGAGCGUUUGGCAGAGGAGGCGGAUAGAAGAGCCCCAACAGAAUAG